Molecule: messenger RNA, 1281 nt
Organism: Gymnodraco acuticeps
Lineage: Eukaryota; Metazoa; Chordata; Actinopteri; Perciformes; Bathydraconidae
Exons: 8
Coding region: 1-1218 (405 amino acids)
Molecular function (GO): zinc ion binding
Source: RefSeq, a predicted model, not a curated record
AUGUUUUGGUUCAGAAAGAAGAAACGGGAUUCAGCCCUUCAGGAUCAAAGAUUGGACAGAGAGAAAGUAGAUACAGAGGCUAAAGAAGAGGUUCCUAGCACGCAGGCUUCUUCAACCCUAUCACUGACUGUGUCACCUGGAAGAAGUGCCUCAAAGCUGAAGUCGUCCCCCUGCAGCUCUAUGAGAAGUGCUUGUUUAGAGACAGGCCGCCCAUGCCUUAGUGGGAGAAUGGACUUUGUUGAAGCUGACUCCAUUGUUUCGCAGAACUUGACCACAGAGCUGGCAACAACAUCAAAGUCCCCCCUGGCAUCCAGAUUGAACGGAGAGAGUCUUGUGCACUCUCACAACAAGCACAGGUGCGAGCAUGUUAAAGACGGAGGAUUAAAUGGAUCCACCCAGGGGGAGGCAAGCGGGCAAACACAAAGCCCAGACUUCCUCAGGAGAAAUAGCAAGAUGAAACGCCUUUGUAACAAAACAAACACUGAGGAGAUCAUAGACAGCGAGCGCCCCGCCAGUACGGAGACUCAGGACGGCUUCCUGGAAGAGAUCACCGCUGUGCCACAUCUGCCACCUGGUCUUCAACCUUACACCACAGCAUGGCAGGCUUUCAAUGAGGCCAGGCCGGGAACUUCUGCACUGCUAAAUAAUCUGCCUGUGGAUGAUAAGAAGCUGCUUACUGAUAUUAAAGAGAACACUUCACACGAAAAACACGUUCAAGAAAGUCCGGCAGCCCAGGAAGGGGCUACAGCUGCCCAAAGCCCCCCGUCUCUAAGAGAUAUCAUCAAAGAGACGGUAUGCAGACUCAACAAAAGAUUAUCAGAUGAGUCAACUGAGGAGGAAGAAGAGGACCAGUGUCGGAUCUGCCACGGUGUCAACACUUCACCAGAAAACCCACUGGUGUCACCGUGCAAGUGUAGAGGAAGCGUGCGCCACCUUCACCUCGAAUGCCUGAAGCAAUGGACCAGGUCAAGAAUCGAGACGGGAACAGGGCCCUAUACAGUCACAACAUGUGAACUCUGUAAGGGUUGGCUGAAAUUGGACCCGAAAUUACUUGACUUUAACAAGUAUUAUGAGGAACAUAAGCCAAAGUUGGACAUUGCUGCCCAGAACACUCCCCAAGAUGAAGCUGAAUCGUCCCCCCUCAGUGCUGUACUAACAGUGAGGAUGACACAGUCCUGCCCCCUCUCCGUGGUAACGGACUAUAGUGAGACCUUGUGAACAUUUAUGAGCUGAUGUUUUACAGCUUUUUGUUCUACAGAGUUUUAAAUAAAUGAGUUUGUG